AUGUCCGAACCCGCUAGCAUCGCCAAAAUGCCCCACAUCACCAAAGCCAAUCUCAUCGAUAACCCUGGCGUGUUCCUGCUUCCAUACAUCUACUUGAGGGAUGACGAAUGCAUUUUUGUGGAUAACGGGCGCAUCAGCGCCGUAGCCACCUAUCAAGAAGUUAUGGAGUACGCACAGUGGGACACGAUGAUUUGUCGACAGGUCGUUGGACCGAAGGCUUGGGUCCCGAGUGGAUACAACAAUUUCAUGAUCAUGUUCUCGACUGUGGUACCUGACACCAUCUGUGUGUUUGCGGUCUUCACUGAUAUUGAAGGGCCUGCGGUUAUCCCGGCUGAGCCUGCGCCGCUCAAGGUUAUCACUGCUUCCUAUGAUCAAUUAGUGGAUGAGGGAGAGAUAUCCCGUUGUCCUCCCCUCACUGUACCCCCGUCGACUCAAGGAUGA
Punctularia strigosozonata HHB-11173 SS5 is the source of this 441-nucleotide messenger RNA. RefSeq lists its product as uncharacterized. NCBI's taxonomy places the organism in Eukaryota, Fungi, Basidiomycota, Agaricomycetes, Corticiales, Punctulariaceae. Bases 1 to 441 code for a protein of 146 amino acids. The record is from RefSeq and is a predicted model, not a curated record. The transcript has a single exon.